AGAUUCUCUGGGUAACGGUGAAUCCUGAAUGUGAGGUCCUCCACGACUGUGUUUUCCAUACAGUGUGCUUUUGCGUAUCAGGUGUGAGAGAGACAGAGAGAGAGAGAGAAUGGCAUCUUCUUCUCUGCUCUCGGCCAUCCCACAACAUUCUGCUUUAGCUUCCUCGGACCACUUCAACUUCAAGUCAGCUAGGAUUCCUGUGAGAUCUAGUUUGGAAAAUGAGCAACAGAGUACAGUUGAUUCAGACAACUCAUCGAAACCAGCAAAGGGUUCUCGAUCAUCAAUCUCUCGACGCAGUUGUCUCACUUGUUUAUGUUCCACUCUGUCCUUGAUGAACAAUUUUGGUACACCAAUUUCCAUACAAAAGGCAACUGCUUCAGAAGGAAAAGAUAGGCCAGUAUGCCGGAACUGUGGGGGCAGCGGUGCCAUUCUCUGUGAUAUGUGUGGUGGUACAGGAAAAUGGAAAGCUCUCAACAGAAAACGGGCUAAAGAUGUCUACGAGUUUACAGAAUGUCCAAAUUGUUAUGGUCGAGGGAAACUUGUGUGUCCUGUUUGUUUAGGGACUGGUCUACCAAAUAACAAAGGCCUUCUUAGGAGGCCUGAUGCGCGACAAUUGCUUGAUAAGAUGUAUAACGGUCGGCUGCUACCGAGGUCUUAAAUCACAUCAUUGAAAUGUUGCAGUUAGAGGCUAUUUGACCACAAGAAUACACUUCGAUUUGUUGGACAAAGAAGUGGCAGAGAGUAAAGACUACAUGUUGCACCCCAAAGAGCAGCACAAAUAUAGAAGCUUUUUCCCUGUUCUAGGGUCAUUGACAUGGUCUAACCGUACAGCUUAUACUCGCCAAAGUUGCAUGCAAUUUGGGUUGAUGAGGAGGUCCUUUUGUUUACUUUACACCACCAAACUCAUUCACUUAGCUACACAUGAUUAUUGCAUCGGCUAGUAUAAAAGCUUCUAGCGAUUUGAACACUGGAUGAUCACCAUUAAGCCAUAUUUGUUUGAUGUGGAAAAUGGACUUCUUUAUUGAGCUGAAAAUGUAUUGAAUUGAGUGCAUGUUCUUCCUAUCA
Molecule: messenger RNA, 1065 nt
Organism: Juglans regia (Persian walnut)
Lineage: Eukaryota; Viridiplantae; Streptophyta; Magnoliopsida; Fagales; Juglandaceae
Product: protein PHOTOSYSTEM I ASSEMBLY 2, chloroplastic
Exons: 6
Coding region: 110-658 (182 amino acids)
Source: RefSeq, a predicted model, not a curated record